UCAGUAGCUUCACGGCAGAGAAAAAUAGUGGCGCUGAAAUCUGUUCUACUUUUUAGGAGUUUCUUUGGACAAUCGUGUACUUGAUAUUUACUGGUUCUGCCAUGGGUGGUUAGUUCUAGAGUCCACCCACUGUCCCAGCUCCUUCCACUGCUGUCAUCAGCCCUGGCUUUUGCCGUUCAGUAUAUUUUGUAGUUUGCAGCAACUAACUUACUUGCCCUUUCCUCAUGUAGCUAUUGUGAAGAGUAGAUUUCUUCUUGCCUAUUCUGCUGUCUCUCUCUCUUCGUGACCGACGCACUCGAGCUGUCUUCACUGGCUGGAUGGGUUUUGCAACUCGAUAGCCUGCCACUAUCCCUUUCGAUCUAUUUCUGUUUCUAUCUUCACCUCUGUUCUCCGGCACCUGAAGAUACCUAGUACCUGUUGAACAAUGGCUCAAAAUUCAACCCAGGCCAGCAAAGCUGCACUAGAUGCCACAGCUACAAAUGGACAGUCAUCAGCCUCGGUUGUUGUUCAGAAUGGCGCACUGCCUCCAGUCACAGCUGCAUCAGUUGCUGUUGCCACAUCAACAGCACCAGUAACAUCUGCUGAAAGUGUAAGCGUUGCAGCAGCAGCAGCAGCGGGAGGGGCAACAGCAGACAGCACUGCAUCAGCAGGUGCUGUUGCUGCCGGACCCAGUAAUGGUGACGCCCCUGUCACUCCAUCGCGUGUACUGCACGUUCGUCACUUACCCCAAGAGAGCACAGAGUUGCAAGUCGCCGCAUUAGGCGCACCGUUUGGCCGCGUUCUGCACGUAAUGCUGCUCCGACAACGGAAUCAGGCGUUCCUUGAGAUGGUUGAUGAACCCAGCGCCACCGCCGCCGUCAAUUACUACAAUUACGUCUCGGCCAAUAUCAAUGGUGUAACUGUAUACAUCCAGUUCUCCAUUCACAAAGAGCUGCGCAUUACCCAGAACUCUGGCACCACGUCUCCGCCUGCUAAUGGCCCUGCCGACAACAAAGCCGACCCCACCGUUCUGCACAUAAUCGUCGACAACAUGGUGUACUCCGUCAAUCUGGACACGCUACACACUAUAUUCAUGAAGUUUGGAAAUGUGCUGCGUAUUAUCACGUUCAACAAAAACGGCCAGUUCCAGGCUCUGAUCGAGUUUGCUGAUACAGCUUCAGCUACUCAGGCCAAAUAUUCCCUGGAUGGUCAGAACAUCUAUGACAGAUGUUGCGUGAUGCGCAUUGAGAUCUCCAAGCUGCGCUCUUUGAUGGUGAAGGCCAAUAACGAGAGGCAGCGGGACUACACGCGGAUGGAUGGCGAGAAUCAACAACAACAGCAGGCCCAGGCUGGCCCACCGGCCCAUGCCAUGGGUCCUCCUUACGGCCCAGGUGUCCCAGGUUUGUUGGGACAGGGUCCUAUGAUGGGGCCAGGGCCAGAAGUACCACGGCACAUGGUUCCAUUCAUGAGCAAGCAGAUGAUGCCACCACCCAUGCCACCCAUGAUGAAUAUGCCGCAGGUUUAUCCAGGCGUGCCACCUGUCAUGGUUGGAUCACCUGUCUUGCUUGUCAGCAACUUGAACGAGCAGCAGAUCACGCCGACAAACCUCUUCAUGCUAUUUGGAGUGUACGGUGAUGUUCAGCGAGUCAAGAUCCUCUUCAACAAGAAGGAUGCUGCAUUGAUCCAGAUGACAUCGCCUUUCCAGGCACAUACUGCCCAGAACUACUUGAACAAGGUGUCUCUGUAUGGCAAAGAUAUGCACAUCACCAUCUCGAAGCACACCCAUGUCUCGCUACCACGUGAAGGCCAGGAGGGUGCUGAGCUCACAAAGGACUUUGCUGGGUCACCUCUUCACCGCUUCAAGCAGGGCACCUCGCACAACUACCAGAACAUCUUCCAGCCGUCGGCCUGCUUGCACUUAUCAAACAUCCCGAGUGACAUCACUGAGGAGUUCCUACGAGAGAAGUUCUCUGCCUUUGAAGGGACCGUAGUCGCCCUCCGCUGGAUUAUGCUAAAGGACGAGGAGAAAUUCAAGGAUAGGCGUAUGUGUCUAAUUCAGAUGUCAUCUGUCGAAGUAGCCGUGCAGGCCCUUGUGAAUCUUCACAACCUUCAUCUUGCGGAGAAGCGCUAUCUCCGAGUCUCGUUUGCAAAGUCACCCGUGCUGUCCUAAGGCAGCGCCUGGCUCUGCUCUGCUUCUAUAUUGUCAACCGUUCUCAACAGUGUACAUUCUCCUAUCGCGGUUGCCUGUGUAGUUGUCUCUCAUUCUGUACUCAGAUCUCACCUAGAGAUUGCCGUAGUUUUCGUAACCUCUUUUCUGCAAGAGAUGAUGUCGUCUUGCUAAAUACAAUCUAUUUCAGCAGCGCUCGGUGUGCUAGCUUAGCUUUUCAUUCUCGUAGUUUUCCCGUAGUAGAAAUCCACCUGUUCCCUGUUAGUAGUGAUUCCAAAUAACAUCCCCUUUCUAUUGAUCCUGGGCCGUGUCUUUUCCUUUUUUUCUGCUGUCCUGCAACAAGUAGUUUCUCACACCCUGAUCACGUUGGCUGGCAACAGUGUGCGCUGUUUCUGUUCCUUUCUUUCAGGAAGCCUUUUCCUUCCCCCUUUACUCCGUUCAUUGCCUGUUCAUGCUCAUUCUGCAAAUACUACAACAAAAAAAGGAAAAGGUUUUUAUCUGUGGGCCAUGUUCUGCUGUGCCCACGCCUGCCUGUAAGAUAGUCUUUUUUCAGAUUUUGCAAAAGAGCCAUCCAGCCUUAGAGAUUCUGGUUGCUCUUGUGCCAUAUAUGUCUGCAUCCUCUCGUGUUGAUGCCCGUGUCUCGUCCCGUGUUCAAUAUUCUAUUAUUUUCUCAUUAUAUGUCCUCCCCUUUUCUCUGUAUUGAAUCGCGGGGGCCGCUGUUGCCUGCCAAUGCUCAAUUUGUGGUUGUCCAUUCUGUGCCUAACAUAUAAUCUAUUCAUCCGUGUGUCGUGACAUUUCGCCUGGAUCCCGCCGUCCUGCCGAAGAAGGUGUCCUCGUGUGUAAGGAGGAGAGCUGUGGACGUCUUGUGGCCGCUGGGCUGAUGCUGACUUGUGUGUGUGUGUGUGUGUGUGGUCACCAACAGUGCUCCUCUUUCUAAUUUAAGACCUGUGUUUUCGUUUUUGCACAUAUGUUGGUGAACCCAAAUGAUGAGAACUCAAAAAUCGGCUUACUGUC
Sycon ciliatum is the source of this 3160-nucleotide messenger RNA. RefSeq names its product polypyrimidine tract-binding protein 2-like. Gene Ontology annotation, biological process: regulation of RNA splicing; mRNA processing. Bases 425 to 2149 code for a protein of 574 amino acids. The transcript has 18 exons. Lineage: Eukaryota; Metazoa; Porifera; Calcarea; Leucosolenida; Sycettidae. Gene Ontology annotation, molecular function: mRNA binding. The record is from RefSeq and is a predicted model, not a curated record. Gene Ontology annotation, cellular component: nucleus.